AUGAGUGCUGGUUCGUUUUCAAUCUACGACCUAAACCCCGAAAUCAAAAAACUCCUCAAUGCCGACAACUUCCUCAAUGGGCUAUCGGUGAAUGAUUUCGUGGAGGAGAUAAGUAAAGACCAUAUUCUUAAAGGUGCGGAGGUAAACAAGAAGGCGUACCUUGACCCCAAACCAUACAUCAGGUCGUUUGAGAGCACAAUCAGAGAGUUGAAUCGUUUGAGCUCAGAUGCAAAUGAUCAAAGGAUAAGAGGAGAGAAGCAAGUUGACGCGUACGAGUUGAAACAUUCAAAGAACGUGCUUGAAUUGAGCAAUCUGAUUGAUACAACCACCGACAAGUUCAACCAAUUGGACAGCAAAAUAUCAGAUGUUUCCAGAAAACUCAGCCCCUUAGGAGCUACGUUGAAUAAAAUAUCCACGUCACGAGAUAAAUCAAGGGAAACUAUUUUCCUCAUCAGAGCCUAUCACGGAUUCUACACAAAGGGGGAAUACGCUCCUUUGGAGAAUUUGCGUUCGAGUUCCAAGUUAGAAGACAAUAUAGAGUGUGCAAGGUACGUCAAAAAGUUGAUACAUCUCUCAAGAAGAAUCAGCGAUGAAUCAAUCCCCAGCACAUUGAAGUGCUUACAAAUGGUGGAGUCUUAUGGAGAGCAAAUGGAAGAGCAGUUGUUGAAAAAGUUUGAAAUAGCAUCCGAUGGAGAUGAGCUAUCAGGAGGAAACUUUGAUAUCAAGAUGAUGAACAAUGUUUCUCAAAUCUUGUAUGAGUACAACCAAGGCGUCACAUUGAUGAAUAGAUUUGUCGAUAAAAAUGAACUCUCAGUUGACACAAGUAAUGAUGAAGCAGUCUUAGACGAAAAGGAGUGGGUUCAGUGGUCUGAUCCAAACGCUACAAAUUAUGAUUUGACGCCGCAUCUAAAUGACUUUUUAGAAAGCAUCAAGUUCAACAUAAAGUCGAAAGCCAGGUUGAGCAAAAGGAUAUUCAACAAUCCAGAGACAGUUAUUGUGUUGUUUAUUGAAAGAAUCUAUGAAACCGCCAUCAAGAGGAAAAUCACCACCUUGUUGCAAUUGUCGUUGCAGCAAAGUUUAUUGGCCCACGUGAGAAUUUUGCAAGCGUUGUAUGGAAUGAUUGGAGAGUUUACUAAUCAGAUCAAGGACUACAUGGUUACAGAGGAGUUUGAUACUGACCAAAAGGUUCUGCAAAUUUUGGAGCAAUCCAAUGACCGCUUGUUUGAGGAGUACAUCUCUGAUAAUGUAUACCUCGCAAGGGAAAAGAGAAACUUAAAAGAGGUGGUAAAUACUAUCUUGAACACACUUGACCCUGAUACAUUCAAUGAACAAACAAGCGAUGAUUUCACAGUGGCAAGAUCCGACACGUUGAGGUAUGGUCAGCAGUCAAGAACAUAUGACUACACUAGAUUUUCAGCCGAAAGAAAGAAGUUGGCGCAGUUUACUCAGUAUGUUAAAGCAAAGGUUAACGAAAAGGCAAGAAGUGACAAAGGAGUAUCUAAAUUAGAGCUUGAGGAAGAUGACCUUCGAGCAAUUGAUAGUGUCGAGACACUUUUGAAAGCAGCCGCGGAGUCAAUUGGAAGAGCAUUGGAGUUAGCACCAAAUGAAGCCGCCGAACACUCAUUGGACGUUUUGGCAUUAUUGAUUGUCAACUUUGAAAAAUUAAUUGUUCGCGAAGAGCUUCAAUUGCAAAGUCUCAACUUCUUUUGGACUCUCAAUUCAAUACAGUUCAAAAAGGAGAUAUUGUUUUGCUUGACCGCAUGUGCCAAGAAAAUCAUCUUUCCCUGCGUCACAAAUGACCCCAUUGCUAAAGGUAAAGCAAGGCUAUUGAUAAACGAGUUUGUAAAGGCACAAGAGACCAAUAUCAACGAACUACUUAACUCUGUUGUUGAUUACUCGUUGACGCAAAUCCGUGGCUUUCUUAGCAAGCAAAAGAAGAAAGACUUUCUAUGCGAUUCGAUUGAGGAUGAUACAGAAGCGUGUGAAUUAAUCAGUGAGUUUUUGAAUGAGAUGUACGCCAACAUCAGUGUUGCAUUGACUGGCGAUAACUUGUUAAAUACCUUGCUCACGAUUGGAAAUGAGUUUUUGAAGCUAUUACUCGAGCAUUACAAGAAGUUCUCGGUUAAUUCCAUCGGCGGUGUUGUGUUGACAAAAGACGCAAUUCGAUAUCAAACGAUCAUCGAUGAAUGGGGUAUCCCAGAGUUAUCUGAAAAGUUCCAAAUUUUGAAGGAAAUAGGAAACUUGUUCACGGUUCUGAGCGAAUUGGUCAACUCAUUGGUGACAGAGGGUCAAUUAUCGCGAAUGAAACCAUACAAUGUGAGGCAGUAUAUUAGCAGACGGGCAGAUUUCAACCCAAGCUAUGCUGACAAGUUUUUCAAAUUUAGGUAG
Molecule: messenger RNA, 2388 nt
Organism: Lodderomyces margitis
Lineage: Eukaryota; Fungi; Ascomycota; Pichiomycetes; Serinales; Debaryomycetaceae
Gene: SEC10
Product: exocyst subunit
Exons: 1
Coding region: 1-2388 (795 amino acids)
Biological process (GO): exocytosis; Golgi to plasma membrane transport
Cellular component (GO): cytoplasm; exocyst
Source: RefSeq, a predicted model, not a curated record